GCUUCGUAAAUGCUUUCUCCGGAAGCUCUCGAAAGCACUUCUGAUCCUGGGGUUGUUUACCUUUCUUCCAUCCCAACCGGCAUGAAUGUGGCCUUGGUGUCAGAUGUUAUGAGCCAAUUUGGCACAAUGGGACGCAUCUAUCUGGUUCCGAAAUCUACAAAACCCAAGAAGUUUCGUCAGUACGAAGAAGGCUGGGUUGAAUUUAUUGACCAUAAAUGCGCUAAACGUGCGGCAAAACGUCUUAAUUGCACCGAAGUGGCCGGGUCAAAACGCAAUCCAUGGUACGGUGAACUAUGGAAUAUUCGAUAUCUCCCGGGUGCCUCUUGGAAUGACUUGUUUGACGCUGAGCGGGAGGAACAGGAACGUAUACGGUCGGCGCAUGACCGAAAUAUCAUCGCCGCAAAACGCACCGCUCGACAAUUUGCAGCGGCUUUAUCCACUGCCAAGCUUGAAAAAAAGCUGGAAGCAGUCAAAGGAAAAAAGUUCAAAAAACGUCAGCCCACUGAUCUUUCAGCGCGACAGAAGCCGACCGAAACCGAAAUCCUUGAGCGUCUUGCUCGAUCUCAUCGAACUCCUCCAGAUCAUUGCUCCGGUCUGAGCGCGCUUACCAACAAAGACUUCAUGAGCAGUUUGUUUUCCGGUGGCCUGUGACGAUUUGACCAUCAUGUACACUUAUUUCGAACUCUGUAAAUAUGCACAGUCCAAAAUCAACUAACAUCUUUAC
Molecule: messenger RNA, 724 nt
Organism: Dicrocoelium dendriticum
Lineage: Eukaryota; Metazoa; Platyhelminthes; Trematoda; Plagiorchiida; Dicrocoeliidae
Source: the annotation of a GenBank genome assembly